AUAGCAACAGCAGUAGCAGCAGCAGCAGCAGCAGCAGCACUCAGUCAGUCAGUCAGUCAGGAGCACGGUCGUACCGCUUCCCUCAAUGUUUAUCGUGCUCAGUUGUUGUGUAUCUUUCGUCGAGUGACAGUAUCGGUGUUGCGAACUCCAUGGAAAGAUGCCGAUAGGAACGUAAAACCAAAGCCAAUAAAAAAAACAAACAAUCUAUUCAAUGAAGCAUCACAAGUGAAACUUCAAUCUACUUUUAAAAAUUUUCUUAUAAAUUAAUUUAAACGCUAUUUAUGUAUUUAUAAUAAACCUAAUUUAUUUAUUUAUUUAACUUAUUCAAUCCUUCAAUGUGAAUUCGUUCAGUAAAACUUCAUCACGCGUUCGAGUCAGUAAAAUUAAAAUUCUAAACCAAUUAAUUUAUUCCAACUACCAAAAAACAAAGUCAUUAAGCUUACGAACACAAAAGUAAAUAAUUGUUUAACAGUUUAGAGAAAAAAAAACAUAACCAAACUAAACAAACGACAGAAGAGUACAAAUUAAGCACUAAAAGAAUCCAUUAACGUAAAACACACGUACACACAAACACAAAUCAAGUAGAAUCAGAAAAUUGUAGUUUGAGCAGAAGAAACCACAAACAAAAACCCUAGCACGAGAGUUGACAAUAAGUUGAUUGCGAAAUUCCAACAAACCAGGAACGGCACAAAUCUUCUCGCCGGCAGUAUUAUCACUUCAUUCGCUCAUAACAAACAAACAAAAAAGAAGAGGAAAAAAACCAACAACAAGGCAAAAAAAAAAACCAAACAAAACAAGCAAGUACAAAAAGCAAACCAGUAACAAAGCAGAUAGCGAAAACAAACAAACAAACAAACAAAGUAAUAGUCUAAAAAUUAAUGAAAUAGCAAAACAAAACCACAAAUUGUGAAAGUGUUCAACUAUUGAUCUUAAGUGACAAUGUUACCUUUACCGAAAGCCGGUGGAAGAAGCUGAUUUAUUUUUGAUACGAGUGUGAGAAAGCAAAACAAACAAACAAACAAAAAAAAAAACAUAUUUACCCGAAAACCAAUCAAUCAACCAAAAACCAACAGUCGUGAAAUAGUGAAAAAUAUACCGAUUUUUAGUGAAGAAAACAAAACAAACAAAAGAAACCACGUUGUUUAUUGACGGUGUGCAAAAUCUACCUCUCUUUAAAAGACAACAACAAAAAAACAGAACGUAAACAGUGUAAACAAACUACAAUCCAGUGAGCAUAGGAGAACAUCCAGUGUUGAACUUCGUACUCGUACUUUUUUCCGCGGUUCCGUUUUUUCUUCCUUUUUUUUUGGCUUCGUAUUCGAAACGAUUUCGAAUUUCUAUCUAGUCUUGAACGUACUGACUGGUGUUCGUGUCGGGGUUCUCUUUUUGUUUUUGUUUGCUUGUGUCGCCGGCGCGUACACUGAACGAGUUUCGUGAAUUUGUGUGCAUGUGAUCAAACGGAGACUAAGAUGUAGUAUGACAUCGAUGAUGAGUGCUAGCACAGCGGAGGAAACUACCGAUCAUAGUUUGCCUUCGUUCGCUUCAUUUGCCGCCGAGCUGGAGCCUUCAUGGGAUUACUACGACCGUCAGGAGCGCUCGAACGGUUCCGCUAACGGAGGUGAUGUAAUUUCGUCCCAGACAAGCAAUAGUAGUUAUACCAGACCUUGGGAAAUGGACUCCAAGGAUCAGCGUGUUGCCAUCAGCAAUGGCGGAGGUGGCGGUUUCGAACCGUUCCCGAAGUUACCUUCGUUCCAGAGCCAGUUUCACGGAUACUCGGAAACGGCCAUGGUUACGGAACCGAGUUUACCACAAGUCACGGCAGUUCCGGUACCGAUUUCGCCGAGUUCUGCCUCACCCAAUACCGGUGGUUCGUUGACGCAGUUGACCCAGCUUACACCGACCCCGCUAACUCCCCUGCAGGGUGGUAUUACCUCUCUCGGAGGCUCUAGCUUCCACACGCUCAGUGCCGUCAAUCCACGUCCGUACCCGAUCGUACCUGCACCCAUCCAAGCCCGUGAUAUCCAAGGUAUCAGUCAUCAGCAGUACAUUGACGAUCGUCACAUUCAGCUGUAUCAGCCGAUCUCCAGUUUUCAACCGCAAUCCAUUCCCACCGUAACGGUGAUCAAGAAUGAAGUUGUCGAUUUCGAUCUGUCCACGCUCAAGAACGGAACGCUGCACCAUAGCAACUUCCAGAACCCGUUGAUCGAUAAUAAUAUCUUCUCGCACAACGGUGCCCACGCCCAGUCGCCUCAGACUCAUCCGCAGCAGCAUCACCAGCACCACCAUCAAACCACCGCCCAGCACCAUUUGCACCAAUCACAGCACAGCAUGGUGACUCCGUCGAUCCAGGAGCACCACAUUACCAACAAUAGCAAAAUGACCGGGUCCAGUGCGAACCUGGACAGCAGUACUCACACGUCGGCACAGAUAACACGGAUCGCUGACAACCGGAAAAAGGAACGGCGGAAAAUACGGGCACCGUCGCUCGAGUCCAGUGCCGAGUCCGAGAGCAGUGCAAUGGAAAUUGGCGAAAGUGGCAAUCCGGGACAGGUGGCGGCCAUCUCCAGUACGGCCAACUUCAAAAGUCCCAUGCACACCAUGAGCAUGGACACCGACGACGGUGGGAUGCCGGGUGAAAAACAGACAAAGAAGAAGCGCAAACGCUGCGGCGAAUGUAUCGGCUGUUCGCGCAAGGAUAACUGCGGAGACUGUGCGCCUUGUCGGAACGACAAGAGCCACCAGAUCUGCAAGACCCGGCGCUGCGAAAAGCUGACGGAGAAAAAGAUUCUCUACGGGCCGGAUGGGCAACUGCUGAAACCGGAAUCGAAACGUGGACGCGGCAAGGGACGAUCGGCGAAAGCCGAGAAGGCUGCAGCGGCCGCUGCUGCAGCUGCCGCCGCCAACGGGGGCGCUACCACCGAUGCCAACGGAGCGGUUGUGACGUACGACGCCAAUGGACAGCCUAUAACUGGAAAGCGAGGCCGCGGUAGAGGACGCGGUAAUGGGACUGGACGAGGCCGUAAAGCGUUGAGUCUAGGUGCUACACCGAAGAAUCAACCCCAGAACGCAUCCGGAAGUCCGGCGCCGGCAUCGUUGCCGCAUCCAUCGCCAAACACCACCACCACCGGAGCAACCGGUGCCCCCAAUGUACUCCAAACGAGCCAACUGGUGACCGUAACCGGGGCCCAAACAGGUGUCAAUAAUACGCUGUUGGCCAACAGUAACAAUCAGGCCAAUCAGCCGCCCCAACAGGCACAGCAGCAAACCCUACAUCAACAACAACAACAGCAGCAGCAUCAAACUAUACCUGCCAACAAUCAGGGACUGCCGCAGCAACACCACCACCACCAACAACAGCAGCAGCAACAGCAACAACAACAACAACAUCAUCAAGUGCCAACAGGUUUAAUCAAAGCCGAAACAAUGAAGGAUCAACCGCAGCAACCGAUGGCACCGAUGGCGUUCUACCCAACCUGGCAGGCCGAUCCGUCGCAGGGUUGGCAGAAUCAGUUCAUCCAGCAGAUACCGCAAAACACGCCCGCCAUUACGCCACUAAACUCGCUCGAAUUCCAGCCACAGGGUUACGCCGCGUACCAACCGAACGGUUAUGUCCAAACGGCCGGCAUCGGGUUCGAUCCGAAUUACGGUCGGACGUACGCCGCACCACCAACCGUACAGCGCUAUGAAUUCCAAACCAAUCAGAUCACUCCCAUCAAUCAAGUAUCGCUGCAGAGUGUGUCCUUUGCACCGACCGUUACCUACGCGGGUCAAGUUUCGACCGGACCGACCGUAGUAUCCCACAAUCCACACGAUCAGUUUAACUUGCAGCUAAACAAGCAAACGUCGGGAAACGACAUGCCUGGAUAUCCACGGGUGAACAGCGUACCGCCGCGCUCACUCAAUUGUAAUGGAUAUUCAGGCCAACAAGAAUAUGGCGGUCAAACCACAACCCAGGCCAGUUCGGCAACGACUAAUGUAACCAAUGUCAACGGAACGUCCACCAGUACCGGAGCCAGUGGUGCCUCUUCGAUGCAUCCACCGGCACAGGUUCCUCAGUCACCGAACCGACAAACUCAACAGCAACCUCCUCGUCCGAACUCCAACCAGCAACUGUACGCCCAGCAAUCCCCCAAUCCCUACAGCGGCAGUGGAAACAAUAGUUUGCAACAGUCACCGAACCACAACAAUGGGGCUAACAGUGCUAACAACAACAACGUCUACGCACAGCAAUCCCACAGUGGCAUGCAUACCCCGUCACCCAUGCAAACACCAGACAAUCACCAAUCCCCGAAUCAUUUGAACGGUAAUCAACAGCAGCAGCAGCAACAACAAUCUCAGGGUGACUGGGGUGGCUGGAAUCAACAGCAACAGCAAUCGGCCGAUCUGUUUAACCAAUCGGAUCGAGUCAACUUGAAUUCACGAAUAAAAACGAUGAUCAUGAACAAGAACGAUCCCAAGGAUGUGAUCGGUGGGCUGCAGCCAACCGGUCAGCACAUGACUCAUCUAGGCGUCCAAAGCCCGGGGCUUGGACAGGGACCGGCUCAACAACAGACCGGUCAUUUUUUAUCGUAUAGCCACCAUCUCCGAGACAGUCUAACGCCUACAACGCUGGCCACGGGAGGCAGUAAUGCCCCGUCCGGCCAGUCACCAAUACCAAACUCAGCAAUGAUGGGUGGUGGAACAGGCAGUGGCAGUAACAGUACUUCCAACGAUGGUACUAUCGGAGAUGGUGGCGGUCUGAUCAACAGUAUCAGUAAUAUUGUUGAUCCUAAUUGGAAGCAAAGUAGUAAAUCGCCCGGUUUGGGAGCAAUGGAGAACAGAGCAGAGCACGAGAAUCAUCAUACACUAAUGGGCGAUCUUCAUCACGGUAGUAAGCAUCAGGGUUUUGAGCAGAAGCAGCAACUAAUCGACAAGAAUAAUACCGAUCCAGGAGGUGGUAGUCUACAUCACGAUUCCGGUGGUGGCGGCGGCGUCGGCGGCGGCAGCGGACAUGACGUCAAACACAAACUGAAUUCCUCCAAAUCGUCGUCUUCGUCAUCGUCCUCCUCCAAGUCUAAAAGCGGUAGCCAUAAGAAUAGCGAUAAGCAUAGCAAAUCGAAAAACAAUCAUCAUCUCGAUAUGAAUCAACAGAUAGACUCUAACAAAUCUUCCAAUAAUCUUAAUAGCUAUUCAAGUAGUAGUUUUAUGAGCGAGCAUCACUCGUCGUCAUCUUCGUCGUCGCCGUAUCCGAAUCUUAAUCAAACAUAUCCAGCAUCCAAUCAUAGCAACAGUAGUAGUAAUAACCCUGCAUCGCUGGGACUCGGUGGUUACCCAAGCCACCUGGUGGACAGCAAACUGGACGACAAGAGUCCGUUGAACCGUUUCCGACAUGACAACCUGAACAGUGGCUUCAAUCCACACCUUCCGCAUCAGCAGUCAUCGCACAUGCACGGCAGCGGUGCUUUCCAUCAUCCGCAGAGCGCCGGCAGUAGCGGCAGCUCCUCCAACUACAAUCUGAUGAGCGUGAAGAAAGAACCGGGCCUCCUAGACGAGGGUCAACCGCCGAAGUUCGAUGGUUACGAGAAAAAUUACCAGAACUUUAUCCGCUACGGAGACUAUAAUGACACUAGUCAACCGCCGCAGAAUCAACCUUCGCAGCACAGCAAUUCUGGUCUAUCCGGUUCCACGAAAACCGAGUACAAUAGCUACUAUUCACCGUACGGUAGCUAUCCGAGUUAUCAAAACUACCCGAAUUACCACAACCAGAACUUCAACAGCACCGCAACUGGCAGCACGCUUCCUCCAACUCCGGACAUUAGCACACCGCUACCGGCAAUCACGACCCCGAUAGCUCAUCAAACGAACUUCGAACAGCAAAUUCCGGCUCAUACUUAUCCGAUACCGAAAAAUAGCAGCAUACCACAACCGGAUAUUCCUAUCAAGUUGGAGACCGAAGAUAACUCCUAUCUCAAUACCAGCGGCAACAGUGGAUCAUCGCUGGGUGAAUCGGCAACGUCGGCAGCAGUUCCGGAGAAUACUUCCGAGCCGGAACCGCCGCCUUCUGCUGCUACGGCAGCACCGGCAACACAGGCGGCUCCACCGUCAAAGAGUAAAUCCAAAAAAUCCGACAAGAGUGACAAAGCCAACAAACAAGACCCAACCGCCGACGGAGACACGAAACCCGAAGCCGGCAGCAGUAAAUCUAGCAAGAAGAAGGAAUCCAAAGGUACGAAGAAGGAACAGGAAGCCGCCGCUGCCAAGCAAGCCGAAGACGAAAAACUGGAGAAAGCUCACAAGCCGGAAGCCCCGGACUGCGAUUGUUUUGCAUCAUCCGAUACCAAACCGCCGUCCGAACCGGGCAGUUACUACACUCAUUUGGGCUGUGCACCAUCACUGGAAGAACUUCGUCGAGAGACGGAGAAUCGGGUAGGCCUCAGCGGAAAACAACUGCGGAUAGAGAAGGUGGUGUACACCGGUAAAGAGGGCAAGUCGAGCCAGGGCUGCCCGAUUGCCAAAUGGGUUAUCCGGCGAGUUGAUCCCGAGGAGAAGCUACUCUUCAUCGUCAAACGAAGACAAGGGCAUCGAUGCAAGGCGUCCUUCAUUGUGAUAUGUAUCGUAGUCUGGGAUGGUAUUCCUACGCAGGAAGCCGACAGCGUCUACCGAAUGCUGGCGGUUAAACUGAACAAAUACGGUCUUCCAACGGUGCGUCGCUGUGCGACGAACGAGAAUCGCACCUGCGCCUGUCAGGGUCUUGAUCCGGAAAUCUGCGGUGUGUCCUACAGUUUCGGGUGUAGCUGGUCCAUGUACUACAACGGUUGCAAGUACGCCCGGUCCAAAACCGUGCGCAAGUUCCGUUUGUCCGUGAAGAACGAAGAAGCGGAGAUCGAGGAACGUAUGAAUAUUUUGGCGACUAUGUUGAGCCCCCUGUACGUGACCGUGGCUCCACAGGCGUUCCAGAAUCAGGUGCAAUACGAGAGGGAAGCUCCCGACUGUCGGCUCGGUCUAAAACCCGGGAAACCCUUUUCAGGGGUCACCUGCUGUCUGGACUUCUGCGCCCAUACGCACCGCGAUCUGCACAAUAUGCAGGAUGGUUGUACGGUACAGGUUACCCUGCUGAAACCAUUGCCGCCUGGUGUGAAAGCAGAUGACGAACAGUUGCACAUUCUUCCGUUGUACACGAUGGACACUACGGACGAGUUCGACAGUGAGGAAGCCCAGAAGAAAAAGGCCGAGAUCGGUUCCGUGCAAGCGCUGGAGAAGUUUCCAACCGAAGUACGAGUCAGAUCUACUCCGCUUCAACCGUGUCGACGCCAUGGAAAGAAGCGUGGCAACGGUAAGGAUGAGAAAGCGAAGGAUGGUGAAAAUUCCAACAAUGAAGAGUCCAUACCGGAAACGCCACCACCUCCGCCUCCACCAACGAAGAAGGAGAGUAAAUCGAAAAGCAAGAAAGGUUCCUCCAGUGUGGCUAAUAAUAACGGUAACGCGAACGCGAACUCCAACAACAGUAGCCAAAAUAGUCAAAGUUCAUCCGGUUCCGGGUCACCCAGGGCACACACUCCGGGUAAUAAUAGUACGAAAUCGGGCGGCUCAAGCGGAAAUGGUACCAACGUGGAAAACAUCGAUAAGUUGGGCAACAACCAACUGGCCCCGGCUGGAAACAACGGUUCAACCAGUGCAUUCACGGCCCCAAACACGAUCAACUCGCCGAACAAUGCGGGUAAUACGAACAGUACACUCGUCGAUAUGGCGUCUAUGAUCGAUAACUUCACAGAUGCUCAGCUGCAAUCGAACCAGAUCUCUAGUACCGUUCUGGAUUCCCCGUAUAGCUACGACUAUAACACCGGGCAGUAUAUUGACAAUCGUCAGUACUACAAUAACUGGCCGACGGAUUACUACGGAAACCGGACCGAUCCGAACAAGAUGCUGGGACGAAAUGAAGAAAUUCCGGACACUACAACUCGACCCGGUAGCAACAGUAGCAACUCAGCGUUCAGUCCGAGCAUUCCGGAUCCGACGAAAGCUCCAACUCCGAUCCACAUGGACGACUACAGCACCACCAAACUGAAUCAACAGCAAAACCAAAACACGUACCAUACGCUUCAGCAGCCGGAGCAAGGUUUCGUGAAACCAAAACCGCCAGAUUACAAUCCCGGUUAUGGCUACCAUCCAAAUACGCCAAUGAGCUACGGUUAUCAUCCGCCAUACACACCGUACGACCCGUACCAGAACUAUAACUACGGCUACCCACCACAGAGCUACCAUCCCACAUAUCACAACAUGUACUCGGCCACACAGACGCAGCUGCCCGGAACUGGACCGGCACCACCACCACCGCCAACUGCAGUCAUUCCCGCUCCUCCGCCUCCCUCAAACUGGAAUCUGUAUCCUCCACAUCCGCACCAUCAAACGCAUAUCCCGCCAACGACACCUUCGCAGUUACACGUCCCCCAUCAGCCGCAUCUUGGACCGAAACAGCAGGACCUACCACCGGUCAUGCAACAGGCUCCACCUCCUCCGGCUCCUCCACCACCGCCGAAGGAGACUCUCGGUGAAGUGACCGAAACCAACGAAAACGUUGACUGCUUCGAAGAUCCACAGAUGGGUGGGGUGGCUAUCGCCCUGCCGCACGGUAGUGUGGUGAUCGAGUGCGCCAAGCUGGAGAUGCACUCGACGACGGCUCUGAAGAAACCGAACCGCUUGAACCCGACCCGGAUGACGCUGAUAUUCUACCAACAUCGGAACCUGAACCGACCGAAGCACGGUAUUGCCGAGUGGGCCGAAAAGAUGCGCCUGAAGAAACUCGGUGUGGCCACCAACGAUCCGAUCGACGACAAGGACAUGCUGCUGAUGCAGGAGGACGACAUCAAGGCGGAACCGCUGGACGACCUGCACCACAUGCGGCACAUGGGCGAGGAACACGACUUAAUGGACGUUGAGUACUCGGGUGUCUAGUGGUGAGAGAAAAAUCUGCCGCCAGGUCGACCGCUGGAUGAGCAGAUUACAACACGUUCCCAUCACAACCACCCGGCGUCGGCAUCCAGCCUGAUGGCACCGACGCCGUCGCCGUUGACGCCAUCUUUGACGUCCCUUUCGUCGGUACCAGUGGCGUCGCAGCCGCCGUUGCUUCCGAGUGCGGCCAGCACCCGGUCAUCGUUCCAGCAGUCGCAGCUGCCACCUCAAUGGCUUUCGACGGGACUGCAGAGUCAGCCACAUGAAAGACAUGAUCCUAAUCAAUACUACUACUAUUACUACUACUGAGAACUGAAAGUGAUGCUAGAAAACAGAAAUCGAGUGAAGGAUUCGGCAAGAGCCCCACCUCCCCCGAGAGUCAAUGUACGUACGCUCCACACAGUAUUUUUGAUGGAAGAAAAGAAACAAGACAAAUAUUGCAUUGGUUAUAGGCUUAGGACUUAUGUUGUACUGUUUAGUUAGUUUCUCAAUCCUUUGUGAUAAGCAUUUCAGUUCGGUUCAGCCAAACUAUUGCUCAAACCUCUUCUGAAUUGUUUUAGUUAUUUUUUAUCGGAACCUGAAAUCUCAAACUUCAUGUUUUUUUUUCUCCUCAAGAUCAAAAGAAGAACAAGCGCAUUUUCAGGCACACAUACACACCUAAAAGAUAAUAGGACAAAUAUCAAAACAAAACAAACUUUUGAACAAACAGAAAAAUAUUUUAGAGGAAAAAUAGAAAAUUUAAAGUGAAAAAAAACAAAGUCUAUAUCGAAGCCAAAAGUACAAAAACAAAUUGUUAACACGCAAAACAAACGUUCUGACUAUUUGAAUCACAUUAACUCUUUCACUUUAAUCCCCUUUUUCUUUUCUCAUACCACAAAAAUACGCGUCGUUCGGACCACUCCUGCAUUAAUCUUCUUGAUUUUUUGCUGCUUGUUACAGUUACUAACCGAAAAAACAAAACAAAAAAAAAACUUACUAUUGAUGACUCUAAACAAACUGCUCUCGCUCUAAGAAAUCUCCAAUUUGCUAACUUUGCUUAUUGAUAAAACAAAAAAAAAACACUUUUUGCUAAAACACAAGUUUUAUAAAAGCAUGCUGUUAAUUUUUUUGUAAAUAUUACUCCUAGUUCCCCUUUUGCUGCGAUCACGCGUUUACACGCACACAUUCGAAAACGGAAAAUAAUACACACAGACACACACACACACCCUGUGCAACACCCACUCCUACGGCGUGUGAUUCCCGUGUGAUCUUAGAGAUCGUUCCAAACACAGUAAAAUCACUAAUAUUUAAGGGUUUUUUCCUUCUAGUAGACAUAAGUUCGCUCCGAAGUUGAGAACGGCAAAUCAUUUCCUAGGUUAAAUCGUUUUUUUUUUUUUGCUCCUUAAAACUUCGUCUGUCAAAGAAUGGUACUGUCCCUUUUUUUCGGACGCAAUUUCUCUCCCAACUUCUAGUUUGUUAGGUUUAGUAAGCAGAAGGGAACUGAGGGAAGCGUGUAAACAGCAUUGCACACCUACCCUACCGAAUGCACAUACAACAUUUAAGCAUGUGAACAAAAGAACUUUCAAAGAUGAAAAAGUAUUAGUAUUUUAAUUAGAGUAGUUUUUUUUCUGUUUUCUCGUAUUUUUGUAUUUUAAAUCUCCAUUUUUUAAUUAUUGAUCGUUUUUAUUGUCUAAUGGCGAAACGAAACAAGUAAAAGACAGCCGUAACUCGAAUCAGUUUUAUCAAAUAAACAAACUGAACAAAAACAUCUUAAGCUAGUAUUUCUGUUUUUUUUUUUUUUGUAUUUCCACUGUCAGGAAACAUUCAAAUAAUCUACUAUUUAAUCUCCUUAUUUAAAACUAUUUAUUGUGGACUAAAGCCACACGAUCACAAACACAAAUCGCAUUCACCCAUUGCAAAAGUGAAUCUAUUCAAUGAGAAGAAACAUUGCAAACGAAAGAAAAAAAACAUGGAAAAAACACACACACUUUAGCAUACGAACAUAAAUGAUUAUUGUCAUUAAAUUAUGCAUUAGUUUUAAGGAUCAUUUUUUUUCGUGAGUCGGAAAGUCGUCUCGUAUUUUUAAGUUUUAGUGAAAAAAAAAACAAGAACUUCAACAACAAAAAACGAACAUUAAUGCGCAUAUUAUUUGGCCAUAGAGAGUGCUGCGGUAGCAAACCAUAAUUAUUCUGUUCAUUUCUCUUAUCUUGCACAUUAAUUUUAAUCUGCCCCGUAGAGCAAAAGAUAAUGGAAGAAAAAAAAACCAAUAUAGUAGAUGUAAAAAUGCGUAGAAAUGUUACUAAGCAAAAUAAACAAAAAUAUAAAAUGACAAAAAAAAAAGAAUGAAAGCGAUAAGACGCCGUAAGCGCAUACGUAGAAGGAAGACAAAUUUGCCAUAUUGAUUGAAACAUGAUUAAAGAAUUACAUUAAAGCAUACAUGCGUAAAGUAAUGAAUACUCAAACAACCAGACACAUGGUAAAUUAUUUUACAAUACAUGAAUAAACUACAGUUUUUUUUAAACAAAACUUGUUUUCGAUUAGUUUCAUUUUCGUUUCAACUUAUUCUCGUCCUAAAGUAUUUUCGUUCGAUUUGAAAGAAAGCUAAACCCAGUGGUUUUCAAGCCCAAAGAUUGCGUUUCUGUGUAUAGUCUAUUGACGUUUUCCCAAACAAAAGCCUAUUAUUUUUCCUAGUAUUAUUUCGUAAGAGCCACAAACAAGGUAACGAAUCUUGUAGAAUGGCAUCAAACAAACUGUGCACGCAGCAAAUAAUUCGUAGUAGCUGUGUUGUUUUAUUAUACACAAACAUUUAAAACAAAAAAAAAACACACACACAUAUAAAAUGUAACAGUAGCCUGUAGGGUAAAUGGUUCUUUUCUAAAGCCGGACGAUUUUCCCACACACGAGCAGUUUUUGGGAGAUCGUCAAAAUGAUGCCAUAUUUGAAUGUAAAUUAUUGUUAAAAUAAAUGAAGAAAGUAAGAGAAAAAAAAUGUAGAGCAAAUGAAAUGAGAUAUACAUAUAUUUUUUCGGAAACUCCUCGGCAAAAUUCAGAACAAAAAGUGCAGAAAAAAGACAACUAGAUAUUGUGAGAAAAUAAGAUACGUAUUAUUAAAUGAGAUAGGCUUGUAGAUUUUAAAAAAAACUACUUUCCCUCAAACAACUAGUGGUAGUAAAGUAACGUAGCGUAAAGAAUACAAACUUCCCCAUUACCGGAAACAUCUUAUUUAUGUAAAACCCUUCAAGUCAGCGAGAUUCAUUCUACGGUUUUUAUUUCUUCUCAAUUUUAUCUACAUAACGCAAACAUAAUCGAAUAAUCUCAGAUGUUCUUCAAACUAUUUACCAAUUGGUGCAAAAAAAGGGAAUAAAAUGACAACUAUAUACAAUGCCAAAAAAAAAAUGGAGAGCGCAAAUAUGUAAGAAAAGUAACUCACAAGACGUAUAUUUUGUAGCAAUUCAAAGCAAUCACGAAGACAUGCAAGUAAUGAGAAGCAAAACCCUAGGAAGAAUCAAAUAAAACGACGGAAUAAGCAUAAUUUAAAACGUCCUCCGAUUGCGCGAUGGUUGAAGAAAGUCCCCGGCGGAGGAAAGAGAGAAAAAUCACAUUAAUAAAGUAGUAAGCAAACACUUGCGAAUGAUACACACAUUCAGAAUGAUCUCAUAUCAUUAGAAAGCAAACCAUCGUCAUUUUCGGUGCGAAAUACAGAUGAAAGACAUGUGAAAGAUUUCGUCUAGAUUUUCUUGGUUCCAAUUGCAUCUAUCCAGCACUCAAGUGAGAGGACAUCCUAAGCAAGCUAAAGCGUAAUGCAAACAUGAAUAUAAACAAAAAAAUGCCGUUGAUCAUAACCGAAAAUAUGCCACCUUCGCACUUUUACUGUAAUUUCAAACACGGAAAGUUUCCGGGGUUACGAGAAAUGAGAUAUUUACGUUUCGCAGUGAAUAAUGGAAACCGCAGACACAAGAAUAUUAAAAGAAAAAUAAUAACUAAAGAUAAUAGAAAACAAAAUACACGAUACAUGUGUAAGUGACAGCGAUUGAAAGCGGAAAGAUGACGAGAGGAAGCGAAGAACAAGCAAGGAAAACAAUUAUUAUUAUGAGCAUUAUUAUUAAAAUUAUUAUAUAUUCUUAUUAUAUUUAGUGGAGAAAAAGAAAAGAAAAAUGAUUUUUUUUGAGAAAUUAAGAAAAUAAAGAAACAUUGUAUAAAAUA
This is a messenger RNA of Malaya genurostris, 13109 nucleotides long. RefSeq names its product methylcytosine dioxygenase TET (gene Tet). The record is from RefSeq and is a predicted model, not a curated record. Gene Ontology annotation, cellular component: nucleus. Gene Ontology annotation, biological process: oxidative demethylation; positive regulation of transcription by RNA polymerase II. Lineage: Eukaryota; Metazoa; Arthropoda; Insecta; Diptera; Culicidae. The transcript has 14 exons. Bases 1477 to 8931 code for a protein of 2484 amino acids. Gene Ontology annotation, molecular function: zinc ion binding; DNA 5-methylcytosine dioxygenase activity; DNA binding.